AUGGUUAAGAACCCUGUGUUUCAUGGAAGAACUAAGCAUAUUAAGAUCAAGUAUCACUUUAUUAGAGAAGUUGAAGCUGAGAAUGAAGUGAAACUGGUGCAUUGCAAGUCAGAAGAUCAAAUUGCAGAUAUUCUGACCAAAGUCUUACCAAAGGCAAGGUUUGAAACAUUGAGGAAAAGUCUUGGUGUUUCCAGUAGAAAUGCCAAGGAGGAGUGUUAUGUUCUCUAUGAGGUCUUUUCAAUGUCGUUCUUGAUGGAACAAGCUGGAGGUCAGGCAUUCACUGGCAAGCAACGGGCACUUGAUUUGGUUCCAACAAAGAUACAUGAGCGGUCUCCAAUAUUUCUUGGCUGCUAUGAUGAUGUUGAAGAAAUUAAACAACUUUACGCUACCGAAGGGAAGAAGGAAUAA
Molecule: messenger RNA, 408 nt
Organism: Durio zibethinus
Lineage: Eukaryota; Viridiplantae; Streptophyta; Magnoliopsida; Malvales; Malvaceae
Source: RefSeq, a predicted model, not a curated record